Messenger RNA from Anopheles stephensi (Asian malaria mosquito), 5494 nucleotides. RefSeq lists its product as uncharacterized. The record is from RefSeq and is a predicted model, not a curated record. NCBI's taxonomy places the organism in Eukaryota, Metazoa, Arthropoda, Insecta, Diptera, Culicidae. The coding region runs from base 1832 to 2476 and encodes 214 amino acids. The transcript is spliced from 2 exons.
AGACCGGUGCAGCUGUCGCAUCUACUACCGGGCUGCCCCCUGCUCAUUUAUACACCGCAGACAACAGCAUCACAGUGAUCAUUGGGUUAACCGUCUUUAUAGUGUAAGUUGAAGUUGAAGAACGUGACAGAUGUCAUCAUGCAAUGGGAAAUACAGUUCAGCAGUUGCUUUGCCGGUCUACCAGUUGUCAUCGGUAUGGUGGAGUAUUGUUCACUGCAUUCAAGAACCAGUCCCGAUGUACUAUUCCAAUCGAAUCGUGUUCACUAAUGAUAGAAAACUGUUUACCAUACGGGUAACUCGCUUUAUUUGUGCAGAAACACCGUAUCAAUCUGAUAAGCUACAUUAAGAUUCAUUAUUUUCCAUAAUUUUAGAUACAGUAGACCUUCCCUGCUUCGGAAGUUAGUCCGCAAUUCCACUCCAGUCCAUAUGCAAGUUGCAGUGGUAUUCUUAAGUGUAGUGAACCACUUUCAAUCAGUGGUUCUCGGUUUGUUAUGUAAAGUAUACUUAGGAAUAGCAUUGUUGCGAAAUGUGACCCGGUUUUCUCGGUGGAAUCAUGUCGGCCAGGUUAGACGCGUGGCUUAAUCGGUUCAGAAUGCUAAUCGAUGCCACCAUUUACUCGUAGCCUUUAUAUUUAAGGCUUUAAGCUUAAAAUAUCAGAGUAAAGACAUAUCUUAAAGAUAAUUCCGUUCUUCCGGUGUAUGACGAUCCAGUGAUUGAAUGGUAGCAAAUUUGUUACUACCAUGGCCAAGUGUAUGGCCAGAUAUAAUUGUUAUACAGCCAAUAAACGUACGAUGUAUGGUGCUAAUGAUAUUUUACUGUAUUGUUUGAAAUCAAAGACUGUCACCCCGGUUUCGUAUCAUCUUUCUUUUCAUCCCACUGACCUGUGCCUUGUCUCGAUUACCUUGACUACCUCUAAAUUCUCUAAAUUGUGCUGCUAGUUGAGUUGUUCCUUACUUCAACACAAAAAAUACCUUUUUUUGGCUUUAUUGGCUAGUUACUAGCAGCAAUUAUAUUGAAUGUUUCAUUUUUUGUAAAUGUAAGUCUAGUUGUCAAAAUUAAAUUGACCAGUCCUGCUAAGGAGUACCGCUCGUUCCCGGUAGAGGGCGUAACGGCCAGACGGUAUCAAUAAGCACGCCAGCUCUCAGUGGUAAAAUUUCGAGAAAUAAACAAUAAAUUCGAAAUUUAAUAACACUAAGGACGUUGAAUCGAAUCGGAAAGUUAUUCGACACUUAUGUUUGGCGUCCGUUAACAGGAUCAGUAUUGUACUGAACCGUGCCGUUGUGUGCUCAACGUUACUAGAAGCUAGUUGUGCAAAUGACACUUUACAAUUACUGUACAGUAUCCAAAAUUCAACCUUCAAAUCACUCACUUCAACUGAAUAAAAUGGAGAUUUUUAGUUUAGAUGGAGUUUGAAGUCUCUGAUGGCUUAGUAUUGUCCAAAUUUUGUCAUGGCAAAAUUAUUAACCAUUUAUUGUAAUCAUUAACCAUAUCAACAAAAACAUCGGAAAUUAGAUGAAUUUCUUAAUUGGCAAACUGAAACAAAAACAUUGAUAUUGUUCCUUAAACAUGCUUAUUAGACCCAAGCUUCAUAUCGUUAGACUCAAGCGCAUCAGUGGCUAUAAUAAGUUGACAACAGGAUAAACUAUAUCGGUUUUGUUUGUUGAUUUGCCCCAAUUACGUCGUCAACUCUGCCCUUUUUUUUGUAUAAAUUUUAACCAAAAGUGCUGACAUCCAUCAGACGGCAUACAAGAGCGCUUCAUAGAGCAUUACAGUGGCUAGCCGUUUGCAUAGUGUGCGUUGAAGUUAACGAAACGUGACAACAGGUUUCAGCAUGAAAUGGGGAAUGCAAUUUAUCCGUUGCUUCGUUUGUAUGCUUGCUAUUAGCGUUCUGUACGAUAUGAAAGCUGUCCACUGCAAUGAACCGCCAGUUCCGGUGUACUAUCCCAAUCGGAUCGUGUUCACCAAUGAAACGAAAUCUUUUACCGUGCGCGUGACUCGCUUUAUCUGUACAGAAACCCCGUACGAAGUGUCGGUACUGUUGCAUUGCAAAACGGUGCUACGCCGCAACAGGCCGACGGUUAUGAACUUGUCGGUGUACGUACCGAUGGUGCUGAAUACCAUAAACUUGCAGGUGAAAACAUUCUACCGGCUGAACGAUUAUAAGGAGUUUCCCAUUAACUUGAGUACAGAGAUCUGUGCCUACUUCCGUAACCCGUCGGAAGACAUCUUUUCGCGCCACGCAAUGUCCGUAAUGUUAGAAACGAUACCACAUCUCGUCCACUACUGUCCACAUGGGAACAAAACCUACAGUGCCAUUUACUGGUUGGAGGAUAAGUACUUUCCCAAGUCCAUGCCGGCGGGCGACUAUCGGCAGGAUGUGUGGUUCCGUAGCGCUGAUAACAUAACACUCUUUGCCUUUGAAAUGUACUUUUCCAUCCGUCGGAAGGGUAUAUGGCGAUCGUUGAUCGACUGGUAGUAAGAUAGACCAGUACAAAAGCUUGGUAUUCGCCGAAUUCUAUUUGAGCUUAGUUGAUGUAGUAUCGAAUACCUAUAUCGAAGCGCACCGUUAAUGAUCAGUGUUGUUCUAGAAUAAAUGGUUUAAUAAUUUUUAAGCACCAAGAGAAAUAUAUAAACCGUAGGCAGCCAAUUAACGUUUCGUUGGAUGGAAAUUACGUGUCAGAUUAUGGUAACAUUUACUACAUAACUGAUGGCUAAUGAUCUCUAAUGACCUAUAAACUCAACAAACUUAUAUGUGGCUUUAAUUUGAGUUGCUGUGGCGGAUACAAAUGCGACUCUUAUCUUAGCUACAAUCGACCAGGAAAAUAAAAUUGUUCUGCAAGCUUCCUAACAAUUUCCCGAAGAGCAUCUAGACUAUUGAAGCAAGGGUCUAACGUUUCCUGGUGCAGGACUCGUUUUUGGAAGAAUAUAAUUCGUAGAUUUUGAAUGGAAAACUGAGUUCUCUUCUUUAUUUUAGGUGGCUUGUUCGAAUGCAAUAAGCCCGACCGGACACUCUUCUGAUCGAAUAAAUCAGUUGUCGAGUAAAUGGUUCUCCUUUUACUAACCAUAGUAUAGAGCAUUUCAUAGCAGAAGGUCCUAGUCUCAUUCGGACUGCUCACUCGUAGUGCGGCAAGAGCUAGCAGGCCAUAAAGGCAACAAGCAAACUGGCAUUCAUUAUUUUGAUCCAUCGAUCCUCUCUGAAAUGUCUACAAUACUUUCCAAGUACUACACGUCAUCUGUGAUAAGCUGACGAUCGUCGAUUUGUACGGAUGUGUUUAGAUUUUCUGCUUCCUAAAAGUUGAGUACCGAUAGCCUCGAAAAAAAGAAAGAACAACAUUAUCCUUAGGCCAGGAUUGCCUUCAAUAGUGUUGUGAGAAUGUUUAGAACUUUUUUUAACAGUACUUUACUUCUGCUAAUGUUUCCAGAAAUAAUAGUUACAGUAGACUAAUCAGCAAAGCAAAUGAGUGAUAGUGUGAUAGUUGUCGUACUUCGCCAUUUACCCCACAGAUGGCGCUGAAAGCAAUGGUGGAUUUUAUGGCAACUGCAGUUUGAAAUGAAUUUGAAUUAUCCUACACUCAACGUUGCCCUUGAGGCAGUCAAAAUGUUCACGCUUGUGUCUGUUUGUUGACAGCAAAAGAUGGAUUUAGUGAGCUGUAGCGUUCGCUAACCGUUGCUAUCGUUCAGUUUUGUAAAUGACGAUGGAUAAUCGUUUGAGAGUAAUCUAAAUAAUCUCUCUUAAUCACUCUGCUAAUUCGUGUCAGGUUCACAUAAAUCACCCCUGUGGUGAUGGUGAGUGGUUUUGGUUCAGUACCAAAGCUCCUCUAACCGUUCGGCCAUAACCGGCACGCUGACAGUUCACUCGCUGUGGCUAUUUGUACAGAAAAGAAUAGUAUAUUCUUAGACUAAGGUGCUUAGAUGAAAUGUAGAUAGGCAAAAGAGGAAAGGGCAGAAAGAGAUGUUUAAGAGAGAUGUAGAAAUUCGGUCUUUGUAUUGUGAAGGGGAGAAGGUAGAUGUACGGUUGGUGGCGUAGUGCGAUGGGACGCUUAAUUGGACCUGUUCCUUCUGUUUUGUGCUUUACUUUAGCGUUGGCUCUUGGAUGUUGCUACAACUUUUUUUUUGCGUGACAAAAUGCGAAGCAGAAGAUCGAUCGUUAUAGAAUUGGAUGCAAAUAAUCAUGUCCAAGUUCUAGUCUAACAAAUAAGAAAAUAGAAAAUGUAGAUGCAGAUUUUCGAGAGCAGUUUCAUACGGCUCCGUCUAAAAAUAGUUAACUAAUCGAUUUGUGCUGCCCUUGGCAUUAGUAGAUUGCAAACAUGAUGUUAAUUACGAUCCGAAUCACUGUCGCCAGUUCUCACACACAAAUGCCGUUCAGCAGAAUGUUUUCUACUGCACCACUCCUGAAAAUUGCAGCUGCACAGUUCGAAAACAUCGUCAAGCCCAAUCAAGCGGGAGAUGAGUGACACAAAACAAGCAUAAUUGACAUUAAUCAUAUUUUUCGUCGGUCGCACGCCCAUUAGCGAGUGGGUUCUUUGGUCGUAAGAUUUUGGCUCUUGUAAAAAAAAAACACUCACUUGGUGCUGUGUGCUGUAGGUGAUGUCUGGUUGUAAAAUUUGCAUUUUAAAAGAUGGAGGAAAAAAAUACUCUCAGCACAUCUGUUGCCAGCAAGUGAAUAGGGGCUAUCUGGUCGCACAAUAAAAACCAUUCCAAUUACCCACCAUGCCCUGUUAGGUGGUUGAGUCUAUCAGACCUGAAACAUUGGUACAGUUGUAUUCGUUGCCUGCCUUGCCUGUGGCACAAGAUUUAUUUGAUUCCUGAUUCCAUCAUUAGAGAAGCAGACCUCGUUCCGACCUCGAGCUCCGCAGGCAUCGAUAAUAAAUCUCUGAUACAAGCGUAUGAUUUCGAAUGAUGCAGCAUUGAUUAAUCACUUUAUAUUGCUCUGGAUCUCGUUCUCGCUCCGAACUACAGCCAUAUCUACAGCCUUCAAGCCAAGGUUCUUGACCUUGUAUCAAUUCUUGAAUCUAUUUUCGUACUGUAGAAGAGCUCAUUCCUCAGUUAUUGCUUACACAACUUUUUGACAUGUUGAAUCAAAUACUUUUUUUUCCUCGGAACCGAUUGGAUUAGAAUUGGAUUUUUUUUUACAAUUUACUAAAAAUGUAUGUCAAACAUCGAAUGAACGUCAUUAUUCCGCCUUAAAUAAAAAAUGCAUACAUUAGGCCAGUUUGACACCUGUGCAACCAGAUGAUCUGCUGGCAUCAUUAGGCUCACACCAUGGUUCUAGAAUAAUUCUCUCAAAGUUUCUGUGAUCGUACGUAGGAUUUUUAGAUGGUAUCGGUGAAAUGUUAAAUCCUUGCUCUGAGCACUACGUAACUGCUGCGCCUUCUAGCCUGUAACUUUGUUACUGAGUCUUUAAUCUCACUGUGUUCAAAUGCAGCAACUACAGGGGUAUUACGGUGUUGAAUACCGCCUACAAAAUCUUCUCCCUAAUCUUACAAGAUCGUCU